GCUCUUGAUUAAAUUUCACAUCUAGUCUAGAAGAAAAAGCGUAUAAUUUUAAUAUGAAAUUGUUGUUUAUUUUAUUCGGAGUAAUUUAUUUGGCACAUUCAUUGCCGGAUACUACAAAAACAGCUCAACAUUUCUGUGAUAUGAGUUAUCUUUGUCCUCGAGGAAAAAAAUCAAUUGCCUGCUCAUACACUUCAAAUCUUAGUAUGGGCUGUAAUGGUAAAAUGAUACCAUUAGAUAAAGAUUGGAUUUUGUCAUUACAUAAUGAUUAUCGUCAGAAGAUUGCUGCCGGUGAAUAUGCACCAGGUUAUAAAUCAGCAGUCGAUAUGCAAGAAAUGCAAUGGAGUGAUGAAUUAGAAAUGAUUGCUAGUUAUAAUGCUAGAGGUUGUUAUUUUGGUCAUGAUGCUUGUAGAUCUACAGAUAAUUUUAAAUUGGCUGGCCAAAAUAUUGCUACAGCUUCUAUAACAGGAGCACCAAUUACAGAUCCUAAAAAACAUAUAAAAGAUUUGAUUGACGGCUGGUUCAGUGAAUAUAAAGACACUGAUAUGAGAACAAUUAAUGCAUUUUAUUUAUAUUCUACAAGUGCAGACAUUGGUCACUUUACUCAAAUGGUUAAAUCUACUGCAAAUCGUGUUGGUUGUUCAGCAAGUAAUUAUAUGGAAAAUGAAUGGGACAAUUUGUAUAUUGUUUGCAAUUAUGCUGUAACAAAUGUUAAUUAUGAACCAACUUAUAUUGCUGGUCCACCUGGUGCUGGAUAUAGUACAGAUUUAGCCAAAGAUUUUUGUGGUAUGAGCGGCCUCUGUAAACCAGGAACACAAUCAGUGGCUUGCUCUUUUACAUCAAAUCUUAGUAUGGGAUGUGAUGGUGAAAUGGUACCCAUAGACAAAAAUUUAAUUUUAUCAGUUCAUAAUGAAUACCGUCAAAAAAUUGCUAAUGGUGAAUUUGCUCCACAAUAUGAAGGUGCAACAAAUAUGGCUGAAAUGAAAUACAGUGAAGAAUUAGAAAUAAUGGCUAGUUAUAAUGCGAGAAGUUGCGUUUUUGCUCAUGAUGAUUGCCGUAAAACCAAUAAUUUUCCAUAUGCUGGCCAAAAUAUUGCCAAUGUUAAAAAAUUUAAUUCCGAUAUUGAUUUAAAAGCGGAUAUAACGAAAAUGAUGAAUAGUUGGUUUGAUGAAUAUACCGAUUGUGAUAUGAGUGUUAUCGUCAGUUAUCAUAAGAUAGGGUAUAUUGGUCACUUCACUCAAAUGGUUAAAGAUAAUGCAACUGAAGUAGGUUGCGCGGCAAGUAAUUACAUGGAGGACGAUUGGGAAGUAUUGUAUCUUGUUUGUAAUUAUGCUUAUACAAAUAUGUUAGAUCAGCCGAUCUAUGUUGCUGGAUCACCAGGUGCUGAUUGCCAAAAGAAAAGUGGAAAAUAUCCAGCUUUAUGCGCAUCAUAA
This is a messenger RNA of Condylostylus longicornis, 1430 nucleotides long. RefSeq lists its product as uncharacterized. The coding region runs from base 54 to 1430 and encodes 458 amino acids. The record is from RefSeq and is a predicted model, not a curated record. Lineage: Eukaryota; Metazoa; Arthropoda; Insecta; Diptera; Dolichopodidae. The transcript is spliced from 6 exons.